UCUCUUUUCUUGAAAUUUUUUGAUCAACUUCUUUUUCCAAGUUAUUUUUUAAUUUUUUUUCUUAUUUUUAUUUGUUCGUGGAACGUAAAAAUAAUUUUAUUUUUAUUUUAUUUUUUUAUUUAAAACAAAGGGGAAAGGAAAAAAAUUGCAAAAAAAAAUUUAUUUUCAGGGUCAUUAAGCAUUCCUUCUUUCGCUUAAUUUCUUUCAUUUUCUCCAAUUAAUUUUAGCCUUUGCCCGAUCAAUCACUUUUGUGCGCACAAGUUUUGCGAACAUUAUAACUUUAAUUCUCCAAAAACACGUAACCUAACAAACAAAAAUUUUUCUUUUUUCCUUUUUUUAAAUUUAUUUUUGUUUAUUUUCUGUAUAAAACGGUUGGGGAAUUUAUUUUGAAUUUUUUCUAAAAAGAUUUUUUUAUUUGUUUUAAUAAACAAAAAAAUAUUUUUUAAAUGAAUUUUCUUCAAAAUUUUUUUCUUUCACUUAUUGUGUUGAUUUUGCCUCUACUUGUCGUCUGCCGUGUUGAAGAUCGUUAUGAUUUGAGUUUGUUGCCUUGGGAUUUGCGUCCAGUCCAACAAUUCAUCGGUCUGUGGCAAAAGGAGCGCCACACGGGAUUUUUCAAGGACUUGCCCCCUCCAGAUUUAAUCGACUUUGCCAUCAAUCCAAUACCUAAAUUUGGUGCAAGAACCAUCAACUUCACUCAUACUUAUUUUGAUGCUGAAAAGAAGGUAAUACGGUCGGACUAUGGCUUUAUGCCCGUCAAAAAUGCAACUCAAAGAGAUCCAAGAGUGCAUGUUGCCUAUUUGACUACGAGCAGUGAAGGUUGGUCAAUGAUGGAACAAGGCUUCUUCAAAGACGGCAAAUUAAUAUUCCACUUGAAACAAUUUUUGAGACGCACCUUUGGUGUUGGAACAAAAGGCUCGGAGUUGGAUAUACGCGAGUUUGAACGUCAAUUUGAAUUGCAUGAUUUCCACUCCAUGGAAUUAAAAAUAAGGGCUGAAACAUCAGUACAAACAGAAUCUUAUGUUGCUUAUUAUAGAAAAAUUCUUUUUUAA
Meloidogyne enterolobii is the source of this 1049-nucleotide messenger RNA. The record is from the annotation of a GenBank genome assembly. NCBI's taxonomy places the organism in Eukaryota, Metazoa, Nematoda, Chromadorea, Rhabditida, Meloidogynidae.